ACAACCCCAACGUUUGCAGUCAGACAGAGCCAGAUCACGCUUCUAGCAUGCAUGCGUGUCGGGUAGGAAACAGCGGGAGACCAUCACUGGCCGUCAGAGUAGUAUAAGGAGCUCAAAUACCGCCCUCGGCUUCUAGCAGUCCAGGUCAUCGCCCAAACACCCGCAUGUCACAGCUCACCACCAGCAUGAUGUUCAAAUACGAGCGUCUCGACAAAGAAAACGCAAUGUUGCUCGUCGUAGACCACCAGGAGGGUCUGUACCAGAUGGCGCGCGACCAGGGCCCGAUAGCUGUGAAGAGCAAUAUCCUCGCGCACGCCGCGCUCGGCAAGGUGUUCAAUCUGCCCACGAUUUUGACCACCAGCGCAGAGACUGGCCCGAAUGGCCCGCUCCCGCAGGAGAUCAUCGACAUGCACCCGAAAGCGCCGUUCAUCAAGCGCAACGGGGAAGUCAAUGCCUGGGACAACGCCGAGUUCCGCGCCGCCGUGAAGAAGACAGGCAAGAAGCAGGUCAUCAUCGCCGGCAUCACCACCGACGUGUGCACGGCGUUCCUCGCGCUCUCGCUGCGCGCCGAGGGCUAUGCCGUGUUCGCGAACAGCGACGCAUCGGGCACAUUCGACGUCAAGACGGCGGAAGACGCCAACGACCGGAUGCGCGCGGCGGGCGUGCAGGUCCUCUCGCUCUUCGCGAUCGCGUGCGAGCUCAUGCGUGACUGGCGCAACACGCCCGGCGCCAAGGAGAUGCUGCCGUAUUUCGACAGGUACCUCCCCGAGUACGGCAUGCUCGCUCGCGCCCACGAUGCGGCAGUCAGGACUGGUACGCUAUCAGGCCUGUAAAGCCCCGACUCCCGGGCCUGUGGGCUCAAUGUACAAUAUACGACUGUAGCUGCAAGAUUGAAGUUUGUGACCUAAUCCAUGUAUGCACCGAAGUGGCUACGCUAAUCAGCGCAGGCCAACGGACGUCAAUAGUCACUGUAUUAGCGUGCUUUUGCGAAAACCUGCGGAACG
Phanerochaete carnosa HHB-10118-sp is the source of this 1004-nucleotide messenger RNA. RefSeq lists its product as uncharacterized. NCBI's taxonomy places the organism in Eukaryota, Fungi, Basidiomycota, Agaricomycetes, Polyporales, Phanerochaetaceae. The transcript has 5 exons. The record is from RefSeq and is a predicted model, not a curated record. Bases 165 to 833 code for a protein of 222 amino acids.